Molecule: messenger RNA, 2933 nt
Organism: Planococcus citri (citrus mealybug)
Lineage: Eukaryota; Metazoa; Arthropoda; Insecta; Hemiptera; Pseudococcidae
Product: zinc finger protein 43-like
Exons: 6
Coding region: 143-2833 (896 amino acids)
Biological process (GO): regulation of transcription by RNA polymerase II
Cellular component (GO): nucleus
Molecular function (GO): zinc ion binding; DNA-binding transcription factor activity, RNA polymerase II-specific; RNA polymerase II transcription regulatory region sequence-specific DNA binding
Source: RefSeq, a predicted model, not a curated record
AUCUCAUGUUUGAUAACGAAUUUACAACAUAAACAACAAUUUAAAAAUUAAAAAUAAUCAGAAAAUCGAGAAUCUUUGAUGAAUUAUCACGAUUUAGAUUAUUUUAAUGCAUUUCUAAUGAAAGUUACAUCAAUUUUUCAAAAUGCACAACGAACAUUGUCGUUUAUGUGGCAAUCAGAAUAACGAAAAGUUAGACAUUUUUAGCGAAAUCUGUUCAAACAAAAAGCUCGAGUCGAAAAUUAGAGAAAUCGUUCGUUUAAAUAUUUUGCCGGAAGAUCCUUUACCAAAAACUGUGUGUGUUUCGUGCAUUAAUCAUUUAGAAAACGCUUCGCAUUUUGUAGAUCAAUGUCACCAGACUCAAGCUUAUUUAAGCCAACUGUACGAAGAAAGCAUAUUGCCGAUUCCUACCCAAAAUUCCUUCCGAGCACCGAAUUAUGCGGAGAAAAUUACGGUUGUAUUGAACGAUCGAGCUGAUAUUGAAAUUAAUAUCACCGAAUUGAGAUCAAUCCUAACUCACAAAAUAGAAUCUAAUCAAACUAAUUCAGAUAAUGAUGCUAUUGGAAACAACUCCAGUCAGAUAAUUUCAGUUCCACUUGGUGAUAACGUUAACAAUACACAUCAGAAUUCUAUCGAAGUACGUGAAAAUUCAAGCUCUGUGCAAGACAAUUCAGAUCCGCUAGCUUCAAAUCAUAACUACAAUAGCAAUACCAAUACGCCCGAUAAAAAAAACAUAAUCCUAGUCGAUAAAAUCAGUGAUGAAAAUUCGAAUGAUAUUCCAUCCAAAGAUGCGUGUUCUUCUGCCAGCAAUUCCCAAGAGCCCAUUCGUAACGCAAAUGGGGAAAAUACAAGGAGUAAUCGCAGCCGAUUGAAAAGAAAAUGUACCAUGCGAGUAACACCGGUAAAUAACCAUCUCGAUUUUAGCGAUGAAGAAAACCGUGAACCAGACGAUAACAGUGAUAAUGGCGAUGAUUUGACCGAUAAAAAUACAAAAAAGCCCAAACUUCAAAGUGAACUUGGUCUAUUUUCAUGCAAACUAUGCCGAUCUCCGUUCAAAGCUUUACAGAUGCUCAAUCAGCAUAUAAAAACAGUUCAUACUAUAGGCAAAGAUCAUUUAAUACUAAAGAAACACAAUAUGAGAAAUAGCCACUCUAAACCGUAUGUUUGUGCCAUAUGUGACUGGAGAACUGGAGAAAAAAAACUAAUUAGGCGACACAUUGCGAGUAAACAUAGCUCCACAUCAUGGACAUCAGAAACAAGUGCUAAAGAAAAUGAUACAAAUGAGCAAACAGCCAACGGUACAAGUGCAUUUUGUGGACAAACUUUUUCUAAAGAGUUACAUCAAGAGCACUCGAACGUGCAUUCUAGAAUUAGUACAUUUUCUUGCAAACUAUGCACAUCUUCGUUUAAAAAGAAAUAUAAUCUCAAUAGGCAUAUACAGAGAGUUCAUUCUGAAAAGCAGUUCAGUUCAACCAGCGAUCACAUUGUCAAACACAAGGAUGCACUUACACAACACAAAAAAAUCGUCCAUGAAACAUCAUUUGCUUGUGAUAUGUGUGACUAUAAAACUAGCUCGAAGGGUCACAUUCAACAACAUAUUGCUGACAAACACACUACAGCAUCAUGGACAUCAAAAAGAAAUGCUGAAGAAACUGACACAAAUAAGCAAAAAUCCGAUGGUACAAGUGCAUUACGUGCACAAACUUUUCCUCCAGAGUUAUAUCAAGAGCACUUGAACGUGCAUUCUAGAAUUAGUUCAUUUUCUUGCAACCUAUGCACAUCUGAGUUUAAAAAGAAAUAUAAUCUCUAUAGGCAUUUACAGACUGUUCAUUCUGUAAAGAAGUUCAGUUCAACCAGCGACUACAUUGUCAAACACAAGGAUGAACUUACACAACACAAAAAAGUCGUCCAUGAAACAUCAUUUGCUUGCGAUAUGUGUGACUAUAAAACUAGCUCGAAGGGUCAAAUUCAACAACACAUUGCUGACAAACACACUGUAGCAUCAUGGACAUCGAAAAGAAAUGCUGAAGAAAACGAUCAAAAACAUUUCUUUUGCGCAACUUGCGAUAAAACAUUUUCACAAGAGUUGACUUAUCAAGAACAUUUGAACGUUCAUUCUGGAAAACGUCCAUUUUCAUGCAAACUCUGCACAGCUUCGUUCAGAGCUCGACAAGACCUCAAUCAGCAUUUGCGAACGAUCCACUCAGAGAAGCAGUUCAAAUGCCCGACUUGCAAUUACGUAGCCAAACACAAAGGUAAACUAACCGAACACAUAAAGUGUGUCCAUGAUAAGCCAUUCGCAUGUGAUAAGUGCGCCUACAGAACCGGCGAGAAGGGUAAAAUUCAGCAACACAUUGCCAGUAAACAUACCAAGGCUUUGUCUUUUGUUUGUGAAGUCUGCGGUAAUGGAUUCAAAACGAGGUAUUCUCUGCAAAUGCACAUGAAAAAUAUUCAUUUUCCUGAGCCGAAAGUUUGCCAAACCUGUGGCACGAUUUGUCCUUCGUUGUCGAAAUACAACGCGCAUGUAUUCAGAUGUGGCAAAGAGAAGCAAAAAUACAAAUGUGAGAAGUGUGGACAAACGUAUGUGAGUAAGGAAAUUCUCAGAGAUCAUAUGAAUAAGCAUUUGAACCUGAAACCGUACAAGUGUAAGGUUUGUGGUAAGGCGUUUCACAUGAGAACUCGAUUGUGGACUCACGAAUAUGUUCAUCGUGGAGCAAAUUACCAAUGCGAAAUUUGCAAUAGGUCUUUCAAUAGGAAGGAUAAUAUGAAGAAUCAUAUGAAGAGGCAUUUCUACAAAUCUAUGAGAUGUGAUGAUACGAUAGUGACUGCAGUUUGAAUUUUCUAUUCUAAUGAUGAUCGAGUAUUUUUGUAUGUAAAUUUUUAUACCUUUUUUUUGUAAGUACUUGCUAAAAUGUAAUAAAUGUCGAUGAAUAAUU